Messenger RNA from Cynara cardunculus var. scolymus (artichoke), 6673 nucleotides. RefSeq names its product callose synthase 2-like. NCBI's taxonomy places the organism in Eukaryota, Viridiplantae, Streptophyta, Magnoliopsida, Asterales, Asteraceae. Gene Ontology annotation, cellular component: 1,3-beta-D-glucan synthase complex; plasma membrane. The record is from RefSeq and is a predicted model, not a curated record. Gene Ontology annotation, molecular function: 1,3-beta-D-glucan synthase activity. The coding region runs from base 681 to 6503 and encodes 1940 amino acids. Gene Ontology annotation, biological process: (1->3)-beta-D-glucan biosynthetic process. The transcript is spliced from 42 exons.
CUCUCCUCUCUCUCACAUAUGUAUUCUUGAGGAAAGUUCUCUGUGGCUUUCUCAGUUUUUACUUCUUUCCAGUUAGUUUUCUGAUUGAAUGUCUCCUUAGCCACACACACAGAUACUUUACACUUGGAACUAGCAAAGAAGAAUCACUAUAGUUGGUUCACAAUGGAACUUUGAUGCUUUCGGUUACUUGGUAACUUCAUAAUCUUCAUCCUCGUCUGUUAUUUGAAUGAUCGUUGUAGAUUCAUGAUUCGAAGAAUAAAGUUACUGUAAGGCUUUAGGAUUUUCGAAUUCGGACUUUUCUGAUGAGAAUUAGAUUGAAUUUUUGGGGGGUUUUAGGAAUUUGAGAUGUUGGAUGAAUUGGGUUUCUUAUGAUAUUUGAUUAUCUUCGUUUCAAAAUUACUUGGAGAAUUUCAAGAAUUUGGUCCACUGUUUGACUGUGGUUUGUGCCCUUUCUUAGUUUUAUGGCAAAAGGGUGCUACUCUAGAUACUGGAAGGUUGCUCUGUCUUUAAUUUAAGACAAUCAAGUUAUCCUAUCUAUCUCUCAUCAUUUAACUAGAACGAUUCUAAUCAGAGGUAGAGUAAUUUUUCCUUUGGGAUAUUCUAUAUGAUGCUAAUUAUUUGUACAAGCAGGUAAUUUAAACUGAGCUGAAGAUCUUCUAUAAGAAGAAUCUGAAGGAACAAUGGCUUACAAUCGACGAGGGUCUGACAACCAGCUGCCUACUGGGCGGCUGCUCCGGACUCAAACAGCUGGUAAUUUGGGUGGGGAGGCAAUGAUGGACAGUGAAGUGGUGCCUUCAUCUCUUGUUGAGAUUGCACCUAUUCUUCGUGUUGCUAAUGAAGUUGAACCAAGCAACCCAAGGGUCGCCUAUCUCUGUCGGUUCUAUGCAUUUGAGAAAGCUCACAAACUAGAUCCAACAUCAAGUGGUCGUGGUGUUCGUCAAUUCAAGACUGCCCUUCUUCAACGCCUAGAAAGGGAAGACAUAACUACAUUAGCAGGAAGAACAAAGAGUGAUGCUCGUGAAAUGCAGAGCUUUUACCGGCAUUACUAUGGAAAGUACAUUCAAGCUCUGCAAAAUGCUGAUAAGGCUGACCGUACCCGUCUUACAAAAGCUUAUCAAACUGCUGCUGUUCUGUUUGAGGUCUUAAAGGCUGUCAAUCUGACAGAAUCUGUUGAUGUGGCACAAGAGAUUUUGAAAGCACACGAUGAGGUUGCAGCGAAGACAGAAAUGUAUGCUCCUUAUAAUAUACUUCCACUUGAUCCCGACAGUAAAAAUCAAGCGAUCAUGAGAUAUCCAGAGAUACAAGCUUCCGUCACUGCUCUCCGUAAUACCAGAGGUCUGCCAUGGCCUAAAGAGCACACGAAGAAAGAAGAUGAAGACAUUUUGGAUUGGCUACAGGCUAUGUUUGGUUUUCAGAAAGAUAACGUAUCAAAUCAAAGGGAACACUUGAUCUUGUUAUUGGCAAAUGUUCAUAUUCGACUCCGAAAGCCUGGACAAGAACCUAAGUUGGAUGAUGGUGCGGUUGAUGAAGUUAUGAAAAAACUUUUCAAAAAUUACCAGAAGUGGUGCGAAUAUUUGGGUCGCAAACAUAGUCUUUGGUAUCCAAAUAUUCAAAAAGAAGUGCAACAAAGGAAACUGUUAUACAUGGGUUUGUAUCUUCUCAUAUGGGGUGAAGCUGCAAACUUGAGAUUUAUGCCGGAAUGCCUUUGCUACAUCUAUCACCACAUGGCAUUUGAAGUUUACGGUAUGCUGGCCGGGAGCGUCAGUUCCGCGACUGGUGAGAAUAUUAAGCCUGCCUAUGGGGGUGAAAAGGAGGCAUUCUUGAGGAAAGUCGUGACUCCUAUCUACGAUACAAUUGCAAAGGAAGCUCAUAAAAGCAAAGGAGGAAAGACAAAACAUUCUCAAUGGAGAAAUUAUGAUGAUCUAAAUGAGUAUUUCUGGUCAGUCGACUGUUUCCGUAUUGGAUGGCCAAUGCGUGCUGAUGCUGAUUUCUUUCAUGUGCCUCAAGAAGUUAAAGAUAAUGAUGUGGAAAAACCUAGCAGAGGUCGUUGGGUAGGGAAGAUAAAUUUUGUGGAGAUAGAUUCAUACUGGCAUAUAUUUAGGAGUUUUGAUAGGAUGUGGAGCUUUUACAUUUUGAGUUUACAGGCAAUGAUCGUUAUAGCAUGGAAUGGAUCCGGUAAACUAAGUUCUAUCUUUGAUGGAGAAGUGUUCAAGAGAGUGUUGAGCAUCUUCAUAACAGCAGCAAUUUUAAAACUUGCACAAGCUGUGGUUGACUUGGUGAUGAUGUGGAAAGCAAGGUUCAGCAUGUCAUUUCAUGUCAAGCUCCGAUAUGUUUUGAAGACUUUUGCGGCAGCAGCUUGGGUUAUAGUUUUACCAACAACAUAUUCUUAUGGUUUGGACAAUCCUUCUGGACUUGGAGAGACCAUGAAGAACUGGUUUGGCAAUGGACCAAGUUCCCCCUCUCUCUUCAUUUUGGCAAUUGUUGUUUACUUGUCUCCCAACAUGCUUACUGCAUUAUUAUUUCUCCUACCAUUUAUCCGUCGGAGGCUAGAGAAAUCUGAUUACAGAAUUGUGAGGCUCAUCAUGUGGUGGUCGCAGCUUCCACUCUACGUCGGAAGGGGAAUGCAUGAAGAUACUCUUUCCCUUAUCAAGUACACAUUUUUCUGGAUUGUCCUCAUAGUGGCAAAGCUAGCUUUCAGUUACUACUUAGAGAUAAAGCCUCUAGUGGGUCCAACGAAAGCAAUUAUGCGAGUUCAUGUAAGACGUUAUCAAUGGCAUGAGUUCUUUCCCCAAGCAAGAAACAAUCUUGGUGUUGUCAUUGCGCUCUGGGCUCCUAUUAUUCUUGUCUAUUUUAUGGAUACCCAAAUAUGGUAUGCCAUCUUUUCCACAAUAUUUGGUGGUUUCUAUGGUGCAUUUCGGCGUCUUGGAGAGAUACGAACUCUGGAAAUGUUGAGAAGCCGGUUUGAGCAACUGCCACUUGCUUUUAACAAAUGCUUAAUUCCAGCAGAAAAGGGUGAAAGGGCCAAAAAAGGACUUAAGGCUACUCUAUCACGCAGAUUCACGAAGGUCACAUCUAACAAAGAGGAGACGGCAAAGUUUGCUCAGAUGUGGAAUCAAAUAAUUAAAAGCUUCAGGCUUGAGGAUUUAAUAAAUAAUAGGGAAAUGAACCUAUUACUCAUGCCAGACUGCGCAGAUCUUGAUUUGGAUCUCAUUCAGUGGCCUCCAUUUUUACUUGCUAGCAAGAUUCCUAUAGCGUUGGAUAUGGCAAAAGAUAGUAAUGGAAGGGACUCUGAACUGCAAAAGAGGAUGAAUUUUGACAGUUAUAUGCGCUAUGCGGUUCGGGAGUGCUAUGCGUCAUGCAAAAAUAUUCUGAAUUUUCUGGUUUUGGGGGAUCGUGAGAAGGCUGUUCUAAACGAGAUAUUCGCCACAGUUGAUGAUCACAUAGAGAAGGGAAAUCUGUUAAGCGAGCUUGAUAUGAGGCACCUGCCUAGCCUCACUGAGCAAUUUCUUCAGCUUAUUAAGUUUUUGAUAAAAAAUGACAAAGGUGACAAGGAUGGCGUUGAAAUUGUGUUACUUAACAUGCUGGAGGUGAUGACGAGAGACAUAAUAGUAAACGAAUCAAUUUCUAGUUUGACGGAAUCAAGCCAUGGUGGUGCUUAUGGAAAUGCUGAAGGUCCACAGGAUAAACUCUAUCAGAAGUUCUUUGGAAAACUUAAUUUUCCUGUUACAAAGGAAACAGGACCUUGGAAGGAGAAAAUAAGAAGGCUUCAUCUCUUGCUCACUGAAAAGGAAUCUGCUAUGGAUGUGCCAUCAAACAUAGAAGCCAGAAGGCGUAUCUCUUUCUUCUCAAAUUCAUUGUUUAUGGAUAUGCCUGUCGCACCCAAAGUCCGAAACAUGAUAUCUUUCUCGGUUCUUACUCCUUACUUCGAAGAGGAUGUCCUUUUCUCCAUGGAUACCUUGCGACAGGAAAAUGAAGACGGGGUUUCCAUUCUCUUUUACUUGCAGAAAAUUUACCCAGAUGAAUGGGACAAUUUCCUUGAGCGGGUACCUUUCACAAGUGAAGAUGAACUGAAAGUUGCUCCAGAUAUGGCGGACGAACUUCGCCAUUGGGCAUCAUAUAGAGGCCAAACGCUAACUAAAACUGUUCGAGGCAUGAUGUACUAUCGGCAAGCAUUGGAACUUCAAGCUUUCCUUGACAUGGCAAAAGAUGAGGAGUUGAUGAAAGGUUACAAGGCUGCUGAAUCUAAUACCGAAGAGCAUUUAAGCAAUGAAAGAUCAUUAAAGACACAAUGCCAAGCAGUGGUGGAUAUGAAGUUUUCUUAUGUGGUAUCUUGCCAAAAAUAUGGCCUCCAGAAACGAUCAGCAGAUGCUCGUGCCCAUGAUAUUCUGAGGCUCAUGACGACGUAUCCUUCUCUUCGUGUUGCCUAUAUUGAUGAGGUUGAAGAAACCAGCAAUGAAAAAUUGAAAAAAGUGGUUGACCAUGUUUCUUAUUAUUCAGUUCUUGUGAAAGCUGUACCGAGGUCUAGUGACUCCUCUGACCUUGUUCAAAACCAAGAUCAGGUUAUAUAUCGUAUAAAACUUCCAGGACCUGCCAUAUUGGGUGAGGGAAAGCCGGAGAACCAAAAUCAUGCAAUAGUUUUUACACGUGGAGAAGGCCUGCAAACAAUAGAUAUGAACCAGGACAACUACAUGGAAGAAGCUUUUAAAAUGAGGAAUUUGCUUGAAGAGUUUCUUGUCACACAUGGUGUCCGGACCCCUACUAUACUUGGGCUUAGGGAGCAUAUAUUCACUGGCAGUGUUUCUUCUCUUGCAUGGUUCAUGUCAAAUCAGGAGACAAGUUUCGUAACCAUUGGACAAAGAUUGUUGGCUAACCCGUUAAAAGUCAGAUUUCACUACGGGCAUCCAGAUGUGUUUGAAAGACUGUUUCACUUGACCAGAGGGGGUGUGAGCAAGGCUUCUAGGAUCAUUAACCUGAGUGAGGAUAUAUUUGCAGGUUUCAAUUCUACAUUACGUGGAGGAAAUGUUACUCAUCAUGAAUACAUACAAGUUGGUAAAGGAAGAGAUGUCGGUCUCAACCAGAUCUCAUUGUUUGAGGCAAAGAUAGCCAAUGGAAACGGGGAGCAGACAAUGAGUCGUGAUAUAUAUAGGCUUGGACACCGCUUUGAUUUCUUUCGCAUGCUCUCUUGCUAUUUCACCACUGUGGGAUUCUAUUUUAAUACAUUGCUAACUGUGAUUAUUGUAUAUGUCUUCCUCUACGGCCGCCUUUAUCUCGUUCUCAGUGGAUUGGAGAGAGAGUUGAGUACUAAUAGGCAAGUUGUGAAUGAUAAACCCCUUCAAGUAGCUCUUGCUUCACAGUCUUUUGUUCAAAUUGGCUUUCUUAUGGCAUUGCCAAUGAUGAUGGAAAUAGGACUCGAAAGAGGGUUUCAUAGAGCAUUUACCGAUUUUAUCCUCAUGCAACUACAGUUGGCUUCUGUGUUUUUUACCUUUUCUCUUGGAACAAAAACCCAUUAUUAUGGAAGAACUUUGCUUCAUGGGGGUGCACAAUACAGAGCCACAGGCCGUGGAUUUGUUGUGUUUCAUGCGAAAUUUGCUGAGAACUACAGACUCUAUUCUCGAAGCCACUUUGUCAAAGGAAUUGAACUUCUGAUCUUACUUGUUGUAUAUGAAAUUUUUGGUCAAUCUUAUAGAGGUUCACUUGCAUACAUAUUGAUUACAAUAUCAAUGUGGUUUAUGGUCGGAUCGUGGCUAUUUGCUCCCUUCCUUUUCAACCCCUCGGGGUUUGAAUGGCAAAAAAUUGUUGAUGAUUGGACAGAUUGGAGUAAAUGGAUAAGUAACCAUGGAGGAAUUGGUGUCUCUGUUGAUAAAAGUUGGGAAUCUUGGUGGGAAAAAGAACAAGAGCAUCUUAUAUCUUCGGGGGUAAGGGGUAACGUUAUGGAGAUCUUGUUGGCGCUUCGGUUUUUUAUUUAUCAGUUUGGACUCGUGUAUCACCUCAGCUUAACGGAUAGCAAAAGUUUUCUGGUUUAUGGAAUUUCAUGGCUUGUGAUCAUUGGAGGACUGGUUGUGAUGAAGGCAAUGUCAUUUUGGAGAAAGAAAUUGAGUGCGGAUUAUCAGCUUAUGUUCCGGUUGAUUCAGGGAUUUAUCUUUGUUGCAUUUAUUUCAACUCUGAUUACCUUGAUUGCGCUACCUCAUAUGACAGUGAAAGAUAUAGUAAUAUGCAUCCUUGCAUUCCUGCCAACCGGCUGGGGACUGCUUCUGAUUGCACAAGCUCUGAGACCAUUUCUGCGAGGAUCUGGAAUUUGGUCUUCAAUCAGAACCUUAGCACAAUACUACGAAAUCAUCAUGGGGUUACUUCUUUUCACCCCAGUUGCAUUUCUCGCUUGGUUCCCAUUUGUGUCGGAGUUCCAAACACGAAUGCUCUUCAACCAAGCGUUCAGCAGAGGUUUGCAGAUUUCUCGUAUUCUUGGAGGACAAAAGAAAGACCGAUCAUCCAACAGCAAGGAAUGAUGGAUCUUCCGCCACAAACGUAAAUAUGUAUUCGUUUUGUUCAUAAACUCGGGAUCUUCAUACGUGUGUAAUGCAAAAAGUUCACAUAGGAUACAUGUGUGAAUAAUUAUGUAAAUGAUGCUUGGUUCUGGAACAAAACGUAUAGUAAUCUUAAGCCUUUCUUCUAUUCU